AGUAGGAAGGUGAUAUGGAAGGGGGGGGUUCAGCUGUUGUGACCUGCACUGGAUGUGCCAUGUUUGUCUUUCUUCCACAGGACAGAAGCGACUUUGUCUGUACAAAGUGCAAGCUGGUCUCCAUAUUGCAAGAGAAGAUUGAAGGUCUGGAGCAACAGAUAACGACCCUGCGUUGCAUACGGGAAACUGAGGAUUUUCUGGACAAAACUCAGGAUAGGCUUCUAGGGGCACAAAGCUCUACAGAUACAGAGCAGGUUGCACAGAGGAGCCAAGAGGCCAGUGAAGAAGCUUGGCAACAUGUGACCUCCAGAAGAGGUAAGUGGAAUGUCCGGGUUCCAGUAACACAGACACAGGUAACUAACCGCUUUCAUGUUCUCUCCACAGGUAUCGUUGCGGAGAGCGGACCAGAUGAUAUGUCUGGGGCGAGAAAGCAGAAGGAGACUCCGCUGGUUGGAAGGCAUGAGAUGCGCUGUCCUGAGGUUGGGAGUUCCACGACCACCACUCCCAAGAGGAGAAGGCGGGUGGUGGUGGUCGGGGACUCGCUCCUCCGGGGGACUGAGUCAUCUAUCUGCCGCCCUGACCGGGAAAACCGAGAAGUCUGCUGCUUGCCGGGGGCUAAGAUUCGCGAUGUGACGGAGAGACUGCCGAGACUCAUCAAGCCCUCGGAUCGCUACCCCUUCCUGCUUCUCCACGUGGGCACCAAUGAUACUGCCAAGAAUGACCUUGAGCGGAUCACUGCGGACUAUGUGGCUCUAGGAAGAAGGAUAAAGGAGUUGGAGGUGCAAGUGGUGUUCUCGUCCAUCCUCCCCGUGGAAGGAAAAGGCCUAGGUAGGGACCGUCGAAUCGUGGAAGUCAACGAAUGGCUACGCAGGUGGUGUCGGAGAGAAGGCUUUGGAUUCUUCGACCAUGGGAUGGUGUUCCAAGAAGGAGUGCUAGGCAAAGACGGGCUCCACUUAACGAAGAGAGGGAAGAGCAUCUUCGCGAGCAGGCUGGCUAACCUAGUGAGGAGGGCUUUAAACUAGGUUCACCGGGGGAAGGAGACCAAAGCCCUGAGCAGCGAGGUGAAGAACGCAUUUCUGAGUACAGCAUGGAAUCCCUACCCGCAUCUGCAACUGGCAGCAUCUCAUUCCACCUGCAACCUGCCUCUGCAGUCUGACUGGCACAAUACCCCUGGGGAAGAGCAUCUCCUCCAUCCAUAAUCCAGCCAAGAUGUUUCUGGAGGGUUCAGAGAGAGACAUGGAUGCAGCUUCAGAGAGGUUAUCAACAGAUACCCGUCGUGGUACCAGAUGGAAGCACUAGGGGACCUUUCUCUAUCCUAUAGCAAAUCUGCAUCUGUUUCUCCUUCCCAGAGGCUAGCGAAGAUUAGAAGGCGAAAAAAAUGCACUCGCGAUGAAAUGUUCUCUGAGCUCAUGCUGUCCUCCCACACUGACAGAGCCCAGACGAAUGCGUGGAGGCAGACAAUCUCAGAGUGCAGGAAAGCACAAUAUGACCGCGAGGAGAGGUGGCGGGCUGAAGAUGAUAGGUGGCGUCAGCUUGCUGAAAGAAGUCCGGAGUCAAUGCUCAGGCUGCUGGAGGAUCAAACACAUAUGCUCCAGGUCCUUGUGUAUGGCUUCAUGAGCCAGGGCAUUAAGGGGUAGGCUGGGUCCCCAAGGAGAACUAUAGGCAUUUCAACAUCCCCAAUGGUUAUUUUCUGGGCUGGGAAUAAAGUCCCUUCCUGCAGCUGUUGAAACAGACCAGAGUUCCUGAAGAUGCGAGAGUCAUGUACCUUUCCAGGCCAUCCCACGCUGAAGUUGGUGAAACGUCCCUUGUGAUCCACCAGAGUUUGCAGCACUAUUGAAAAGUACCCCUUGCGGUUUAUGUACUCGCCGGCUUGGUGCUCCAGUGCCAAGAUAGGGAUAUGGGUUCCGUCUACGGCCCCACCACAGUUAGGGAAUCCCAUUGCAGCAAAGCCAUCCACUAUGACCUUCACAUUUCCCAGGGUCACUACCCUUGAUAUCAGCAGAUCUUUGAUUGCGUGGGCUACUUGCAUCACAGCAGCCCCCACAGUAGAUUUGCCCACUCCAAAUUGAUUCCCGACUGACCGGUAGCUGUCUGGCGUUGCAAGCUUCCACAGGGCUAUUGCCACUCACUUCUCAACUGUGAGGGCUGCUCUCAUCUUGGUAUUCUUGUGCCUCAGGGCAGGGGAAAGCAAGUCACAAAGUUCCAUGAAAGUGCCCUUACGCAUGCGAAAAUUUCGCAACCACUGGGAAUCGUCCCAGACCUGCAACACUAUGCGGUCCCACCAGUCUGUGCUUGUUUCCCGAGCCCAGAAUCGGUGUUCCACCGCAUGAACCUGCCCCAUUAGCACCAUGAUGCAUGCAUUGCCAGGGCCCCUGCUUUCAGAGAAGUCUGUGUCCAUGUCCUCAUCACUCUUGUCACCGCACUGACAUCGCCUACUCGCCUGGUUUCGCUUUGCCAGGUUCUGGUGCUGCAUAUACUGCUGGAUAAGGCGUGUGGUGUUUAAUGUGCUCCUAAUUGCCAAAGUGAUCUGAGUGGGCUCCACGCUUGCCAUGGUAUGGCAUCUGCACAGAAAAAAGGUGCGGAACGAUUGUCUGCCGUUGCCCUGAUGGAGGCAGGGGCGACUGACGACAUGGCUUACAGGGAAUUAAAAUCCACAAAGGGGGUGGCUUUGCAUCAAGGAGAAACUGAAUGGCCCCCUCAAGGAUAGAACUCAAACCCCUGGGUUUAGCAGGCCGUUGAUUUCACAGAGGGAGGGAGGAAGGGAGGAGAAAAUGAAUACAAAACAGAUCUGGUCUAUUUCUUGUUUUGAUCCACUUCAUCUAUCUUUAUACAACUUGCUGGCAGCAGACUGUGAAGUACAACUGCUGGCCGUCGUCAUGUCCUGGGUGCUCGGCAGAAGACGUGCAGUAGGACUGCUGGCCAUCGUCGUCUCCUGGCUGCUCAUCAGAAGACGGUGCAGUAGGACUGCUGGCAGGACUGAAUCACCAUGAGACGAAACUUAAAAAGGAAAUGACCUGCCUGAGUCACUCCCAUGUUUGCCCAGGUGCCCCUGACAGACCUCACUGAGGUUGGCUAAAAGAGCACCCUGGAGCACGGCGACAAUGGCUACCAGUCAUACUGCACUGUCUGCUGCCAAAAGGCAAUGAGCUGCUGCUGCUGUGUAGCAAUGCAGUACCGCGUCUGCCAGCACCCAGGAGACAUACGGUGACGGUGAGCUGAGCGGGCUCCAUGCUUGCUGUGGUAUGGCGUCUGCAUUGGUAACCCAGGAAAAAAGGCUCAAAACAAUUGUCUGCUGUUGCUUUCACAGAAGGAGGGAGGGAAGGGAGGGCCUGGCCAGAACCACCCGUGACUAUGUUUUUGCCCCAUCAGGCAUUGGGAUUUCUACCCAGAAUUCAAAUGGGCGGUGGAGACUAUGGGAACUGUGGGAUAGCUACCCACAGUGCAACGCUCCAGAAGUCAACGGUUGCCUCGGUACUGUGGACGCACUCCGCCGACUACAUGCACUUAGAGCAUUUGUGUGGGGACACACACAAUCGACUGUAUAAAAACGCUUUCUACAAAACUGACUUCUAUAAAUUCAACCUAAUUUCAUAAUGUAGACAUGGCCUCAGAGUAACCCCAUCAUCUUAUUGAUGUAUCCCUUGUCCUUUCUCAUGCUCCUCUACCUCCCUUCCAGUUCUUACUCACACUCUUUGCAUCACAUCCCUUAUUAGACUGUGAGCGCUUUGUGGCAUGGACCAGGUCUUUCUAUGUGUUCUGUACAGCACCUGGCACUUUUGGGUGCUUACAAUAUAACAUCAAACACUAUAACAUGAUUAGACCAGGUUCUGCAUUUACACAGAGAUAAAUCAAGGGUGACUCCAUGGAGGAAGUAGUGGUGCACGUGAGACUGGAAUCAGACCCAUUAAGCACAGUUAGCAAGCUCUUGUUAGGACGUACAGUGUUUUGGUGUGGAUUGGAUAUAUUUUAAAACACCUUCUGAGCGGUCUGUGUUACCGUGACGGCAUUUUCUGUUCCUGUUUCUUAAUCACCUUUGUGCUGUUGAUGAAGCUGACUGACUUUCUGUUCGGUUACGUGCCCCUUCUGUGCGUUUGCAAUGGCAGCCCAGGGAAGCAGCACAGACAGGAUUGGAGGAUGUUCCCAUGAAGGAUGUGACUUUGCAUUUGAGCUGAUUGGGAAUUUUUCAGUAAAACGUUGUUGUCUUUGUUGUUGGAAAAUGCUGGUCAGCAAAGCCGGAACUUUUCACAUAAAUGUAGCAGUUGUGACAAAACUUUCCUCAGAAGGUUUCUGAGGUUGAAGAUGAAGUAGAGAAAGUGAGACCCACCCAGCUCUGGAAUAGCCAAUAGCCAUGUGGUUACGGCACUCCCAUGGGAUAUGCAGCUUCAAGUCACUGCUCUGAGUCAGAGAGCUCCUACCUGGACAUUGACUUCCUACAUCCCAGGAGAGUGCACUAAUCACCAGGCUAUAAAGUCAGUCCAUCAGUCUUAGUGUCUCGUGCAGGAACUGUCCCACUUUGUACAAAUAAUUGAAUAUUCAUUGGGCAAGAGAGGGAGACUGACCCUGUAGGCUGGGGUUAGAACACUCAGACGGAGAUGCACGUUCAAGGCUCUGCUCAGAAUUAGGUAUUGCAGGGACUUGAAACUGGCUUUCCCAUUUCCCAGCUAUUCCGCUCUUUCACUCUCUCUGGUUUUCAAAAGAAAUUCAAAAUGUCUCAGGUUCACCUUAAAGGGG
Messenger RNA from Caretta caretta (loggerhead turtle), 4731 nucleotides. The record is from RefSeq and is a predicted model, not a curated record. Lineage: Eukaryota; Metazoa; Chordata; Testudines; Cheloniidae.